Adineta steineri is the source of this 831-nucleotide messenger RNA. Lineage: Eukaryota; Metazoa; Rotifera; Eurotatoria; Adinetida; Adinetidae. The record is from the annotation of a GenBank genome assembly.
AUGUACACCAUCAACCGAAUUGAACCUGCCGAAUCGAUAGUAAUUAAUCCUAGUACAAUACCAUCAGGAAGAUUACAUGAACAUCGUCGAGCAAGAAAAUUUAAUUGGAUAAUAUUUAUCAUUAUUUGUAUUGUUGUAAUUGCAGCUGUCGCAACAACUACUCUUUUGCUGACGAAAACUGAAAGAGAAAAAGCAUCAAUAAUGGAGAUGACUACACUUACAUCAAUAUUAACAUCAAGAACAACAACAACGACAACGUCAUCGUCUAUAGCAAUAACAGCAACAACAACAACAACAAAAAUAGCAAUAUCAUCAUUAUCAGUAUCAUCGUUAUUAUCAUCACCACAAUUCUCAUCAUUAUCACCAUCAAAAUUCUCAUCAUUCUCAUCAUUAAUAUUAUCAUUACCAGAAUUAACAUUACCAGAAUCAACAUUACCACCAUUAUCAUCAAUAUUUGAAUUAUUAUCAUCAGAACAAUUAUCCAGAUUAGUAACGUUAGUAUCAGCAUUAUCAUCAUUACAAAAAAAAUCAUUAUCAUCAUUGUUAUCAUCAAUGUCGGAAUCACAAUUUUCAUCAUUAUCAUCAUUAUUCAAAUCAAUGUCAGCACCACAAUGCACAGCAUUCACAUCAGUAUUAACAUCACCAAAUAUAUCAUUAUUAGUGCCAUUAAUGCCAUUAUUAGGAUCACCAUCAUUCGUAUCAUUAAAGUCAUCAAUAUCAGAAUCACAAAAAACAUUAUUAUUAUCAUUAUCACCAUCAUUAUCAUUAUUAUUUUCAUCAUCAUCAUUAUCACAAUCAUUAUUAUCAUCAUUACUUUCAUCACUAGGCUAG